CUCCAUUCACCUCUCUCUCAUCUCUCUCCCAUUCUAUUCCACUCCGAUUCUCGAUUCAUCCGCGGCCGAUUCUUCGAAAAUGCCGAAAGAAAUCGGUGAUUCGACGGACAAACACUCGAAAACCUGCGUCGUUUUGGGCGGCCGGGGAUUUAUCGGCCGCGCAUUGGUGGAGCGCCUGCUCAAACUCGGCAAUUGGAUCGUCCGAGUCGCCGAUUCUCACAAGUCUCCGGAGCUCAAGCCUACAGAGCCGCUCCUGACCGAUGCGAUCGCCUCCGGCCGCGCCGCUUAUUUCCAGGUUGAUGUGCGGGAUAAAUCCCAAAUCGUGGAAGCUUUGAGAGGAGUAUCGGUUGUAUUUUUUACUGACUCUAUGGAUAUAUUUCCCCAAGAUUUUUAUCUUUGCUACAAAGUAAUCGUUCAAGGUGCUAAGAAUGUAGUGAUGGCUUGUCGAGAAUGUGGAGUAAAACGGCUAAUAUACAACAGUUCUGCUGAUGUAGUUUUCGAUGAUGUACAUGACAUACAUGGUGGAGAUGAAUCCUUGCCAUAUUCUGGGCAAUUCUGGGAUAUGGUUGCUGACCUUAGGACUCAAGCUGAGGCGCUGAUCUUGUCUGCAAAUGGUGCUGACGACCUCUUAACUUGUGCGCUUCGUCCUUGCAACGUGUUUGGACCUGGAGACCCGCAACUCAUACCCUUGCUGGUGAAUAUGGCAAAAUCCAAUUGGGAUAAGUUUAUUAUAGGAAGUGGAAACAAUGUGUCGGACUUGACAUAUGUUGAUAAUGUUGCUCAUGCUCAUAUCUGUGCUGAAGAAUCUCUAAGUGCUCGGAUUGAUACUGUGUCUGGAAAGGCCUUCUUUAUAACAAAUCUGGAGCCAAUGAAGUUUCGGGAAUUUGCAUUUCUUUUCCUUGAUCGUUUGGGGCACCCGAGGCCUUUCUUUAAUAUUCCACCUCUCGUAGCUGAACACAUAUUUUCUUUAAUAAAAUUGCUUCAUCGGAAGUCAGACUUCAAAAAGCUUGAUUCUUCUAUCUCUAUUUACAAGUUAGCUUCAUGCACGAGGACAUUUAGUUGUCUUGCUGCUCAGAAACAUAUUAAUUACUCACCAGUUGUUUCCCUGAAGGAAGCGAUGACACUAACUGUUGAUUCAUUCUCCGACGUGGCCAUAGAGCCAAUUUUUAUGAGAUACAGAUGCAGCGAUGAACCAUCAAAAAUAGAAAAGCUGUUAGGCGGUGGACAAGUUGCUGAUAUUUUGCUGUGGCGUGAUGAGAGGAAGACCUUUUUAAGUUUUGCAUUGCUUGGUUUUAUGUAUCAUUGGUUUUUCCUGUCUGGGAAUACUUUUGUUUCAUCUCUUGCCCAACUACUGCUGCUAACCAUCAUAUUACUUUGUGGGCACCAUGUUCUACAGUUGUCUGGAUAUGGAUCCACAGUUCUUAGAUUACCACCAUCGUGUUUUGAAAUCUCAGAAGAUAAAGUGAGAAGCUUUUUCUUCGCGAUGAAAUGUAUGUGGGAUAAGGUGGAGUGCCUGAUCAAGUCAUUGGCUCAAGGAGAAGAUUGGCUUAUCUUUUUUAAGGUUGCAUCUUUCAUGUAUGUUUUCAAGUGGAUUGUUUCCCAGUACUUGGUCCACGCCAUUGGUCUUGCUUUGAUCUUUGUGUUCAGUAUGUGCUUCGUGUACGAACAAUACGAGGAGAAGAUUGAUGAGAUAGCAGUAAUCAUAUUCACGAUUGCCAGCAAGCUAACAAUCUUGCUGGCUAGCAAAUUGCCAAAACCUAACUCUAGCUACAAUCCGUUGACGGAGAAGGGAUCUAGCCGUAGUUUGUUAGAUGAAAGGCAAUAAGAUCUGGGUCACGCCCCGUCGUUUUGUAACCUUACUCUUGUAACUCUGUAACAACUUUUGUAGAUAUAUAGUUUAGCUUCUUUAGAUUACAAUGGUAUAAUACUAUCAUAGAUAUCCUAAGAUUUUGAAUCUCUUGCUUGAAUUCGUGGUGUCACUAGUAUAUUUCUUUA
Messenger RNA from Salvia hispanica, 1995 nucleotides. Its product is annotated as 3-beta hydroxysteroid dehydrogenase/isomerase family protein. Gene Ontology annotation, biological process: steroid biosynthetic process. The record is from RefSeq and is a predicted model, not a curated record. Lineage: Eukaryota; Viridiplantae; Streptophyta; Magnoliopsida; Lamiales; Lamiaceae. Gene Ontology annotation, molecular function: oxidoreductase activity, acting on the CH-OH group of donors, NAD or NADP as acceptor.